This is a messenger RNA of Mirounga angustirostris (Northern elephant seal), 6298 nucleotides long. RefSeq names its product short chain dehydrogenase/reductase family 42E, member 2 (gene SDR42E2). NCBI's taxonomy places the organism in Eukaryota, Metazoa, Chordata, Mammalia, Carnivora, Phocidae. The transcript is spliced from 12 exons. The record is from RefSeq and is a predicted model, not a curated record. The coding region runs from base 134 to 1885 and encodes 583 amino acids. Gene Ontology annotation, molecular function: 3-beta-hydroxy-Delta5-steroid dehydrogenase (NAD+) activity. Gene Ontology annotation, biological process: steroid biosynthetic process.
AGGUCCCAACUCCAGAAGAAAAACAACACAGAACCAAAUGUUACUCCUUUUUAGACAAGUGUUCUCAGGUGAGAGGAGGAGACAGACUUUCCAUCUUGUAGACAGAUCCUCGGUCUGCAUGGAUCAGUAGAGGAUGAAGGCCAACCCAGCAGGCUCCUCCUCAGAGGCCUGCAGAGCUGCAGGCCAGGGCGAGAAGAGCUGCCCUGUCUGCCAGGCUUGGGGAGGAGUCUCAGGCCUGGGGUCUGAGUCAGGGAUUGGCCCCGGGCUGGGUGCAGUUUCAGGACAUGGACCAGGGCCUACUACAGUUCUGGGGCCGGGGCUGGGGCUUGGUGCUGUGUCCAGACCUGGGCCAGGGCCCGGUGUGGUUCUAGAACCUGGACCAGGGCCUGGUGCUGGGUCCAGACCUAGGCCGGGGCCCGGUGUGGUUCUAGAACCUGGACCAGGGCCUGGUGCUGCGUCUGGACCUGGACCAGGGCCUGGUGCUGUGUCUGGACAUAGGCCAGGGUCUGGUGCUGCUUCAGGACCUGGGCCGGGUCUGGGGCCUGGGCCAGGAGCUGGGUCAGUCCCUGGGCCGGUACCUAGGCCAGGAGCUGCAGCAUUACCUGGGCCAGGGGUAGAGCCUAGGCCCAGACGGGGGUCUGGAACUGGGCCCAAACUCAGUGAGCCAGAGACAGCUUCCACAUCAGCACCACGGCAGAAGACUCAGGCCACACACAGGCAGGCCCCUCGGCAGAAGGUUCUGGUGACUGGAGGAGGAGGCUAUCUGGGCUUUAGCCUGGGUUCCAGCCUGGCCAAGAGUGGCAGUUCUGUCCUACUGCUCGACCUCCGCAGACCGCAGUGGGAGCUGUCCCCAGGGACCGAGUUCAUCCAGGCGGAUGUCCGCGAUGAAGAAGCCCUGUAUCGUGCCUUCGAAGGGGUGGACUGUGUCUUCCACGUGGCGUCCUAUGGAAUGUCCGGUGCUGAGAAGCUGCAAAAAGAGCAGAUUGAGUCUAUAAAUGUUGGAGGCACCAAAGUAGUGAUCAAUGUCUGUGUCCGUCGGCGGGUCCCAAGGCUCAUCUACACCAGCACGGUCAACGUCGUGUUCGGCGGGAAGCCCAUAGAACAGGGUGAUGAGGACUCUGUGCCAUAUUUCCCACUGGAGAAGCACGUGGACCACUACUCACGAACCAAAGCCAUCGCUGACCAGUUGACCCUCAUGGCCAACGGAACACCUCUCCCAGGAGGAGGCACUCUGCGGACAUGUGUGCUCCGACCCCCAGGGAUCUAUGGCCCUGAAGAGCAGAGGCACCUGCCCCGCGUGGCGAGCCACAUCAAGAAGAGGCUAUUCAUGUUCCGAUUUGGGGACCGCAGGACACGGAUGAACUGGGUCCACGUGCACAAUCUGGUGCAGGCACACGUGCUGGCAGCUGAGGCCCUCACCACGGCCAAGAGCUACGUGGCCAGUGGCCAGGCAUACUAUAUCAAUGAUGGGGAGAGUGUCAACCUCUUCGAAUGGAUGGCCCCGCUGUUUGAGGAGCUAGGGUACAGCCAGCCCUGGAUCCAGGUGCCUACUUCCUGGGUUUACCUAACAGCCGCUGUGAUGGAGUAUUUGCACCUGGCCCUGAGGCCCAUCUACAGCGUCCCCCCACUGCUCACCCGGAGCGAGGUGCGCAGCGUGGCCGUGACGCACACCUUCCAGAUCGCUAAAGCCCGCGCGCAGCUGGGCUACGCGCCAGACAAGUUCCGCUUCGCCGACGUCGUGGAACAAUACGUGCGGUCCACGAGCCAGCGGCCCUGCGGCUCUUCGGCGCGGACACUCCUACGGCUGCUGCUCGGGCUGCUGCUGCUGCUCGGGCUGCUCGCCCUGGCCCUGCACCUGCUAGGCCUGCAGCCGUCCUUCGUCUGAAGUUCGUCACUGGCCGGAGUCGGCUCCUGCCUCUCCUCCAUCUUCCGGGCUUGCCCCGCCCAUUUCCCCGCCCACACCCCGCCCUCUGGGCUUGGACCCGCCCCUGGAUCUUGACUCCGCCCCUGUCCUGCCUUCCGGGCUUGGGCUCGCCCCCGUGCCCUUGCUCCGCCCACACCCCGCCCUCUGGGCUUGAUCCCGCCCCCUGGAUCUUGACUCCGCCCCAGUCCUGAUCUCCGGGCCUGGGCACGCCUCUGCUCCGCCUCUUGAGCCAUGGCCCCGCCUUCUGGGUCUUGGCCUGGCCGGGUUACUGAGCAGGUAGCCGCACAGCCUCGUCCGCCUUCCCGGCCUUCACCCCCCUCUCUGCCCCGAAUUCUCCCCUGCUCUGGUUCCGCCCUCUUUCUGGCCGGAUCGGUAGGAUUGCGCCCUCCCCUUCGUUUCUCCUUCCGACUGGCGCUGCUCCUCCCUCUGGAUCUGGUCCCUCCCCUCUUCUAAUUGUAAUUCGGCAAUAGCCCCGCCCUCUCCCUCUCAGUCCCCGCCCCUCUCCAGCCACGCCUCCUAGGUGAGUUCCUGGGGCCUGGCCGGAGUCGUUUCUAGAGGCCAAGUGCAGGUCUGUUUGCCGUUUUCCCGGUCUGCUGCUGCCUCUCUAGGGACACUGGACCCUCCUCGCCGCUCAGGCUCCUCUGUGCUUGUCCUGAGAUCAUCUUGAGAUGUUGGAAUAGACUCAUUCUAGGAGAAUUGCCUUUGAUCUGCUGCUACCUUAAUGUUUUGGGUUCACUCAGUCAUGCAUGUCUCCCUGUGUGUUGAUAGUCAGGGUUGGAGGGUCACCUGAGACCCAGGCUUCUGCCUAACCCAGCCUAGCCUUUUUGGGUUUCCGGCUUCCUAGCCUGGGGCUGACUUAGUAAGCACAGGCUUCUGUACCAGCAAGGAUCUAAACCAAAACAAAACUUUUUAAGGUGGUCAAAAGGUAUAAACUUCCAGUUAUAAAAUAAAGAGGUCAUGGUGAUGUAAUGGUGACUAUGGUUAAUAAUACUAUAUUAUAUAUGUGAAAGUCGCUAAGAGAGUAGAUCUUAAAAAUUCUCCUUAAAAGAAAAAAUUGUAACUAUGUCUUGAUGGAUGUUAACUAGACGUGAUCAUUUCACAAUAUAUACAUAAAUCAUUAUGUACAUCUGAAAUUAAUAUUAUGUGUAAGUUAUAUCUCAAAAAAUAACUUUUUAAAGAACUGGACCUUUUGAAAAAGUACCAAUAUAAUGGGAAGAGUUAGACCUUAUUUUGGUCCUAUUUUAUAAUUUCAUAUUUCUUCUACUUGUUAAUAAGGGGGCAGUGGUGAUCACCAUAAUCUUUAAUGUUUAAACCCACAAAAUUUCUUAAUCGAGCCUUGCUUUCCACAGAAACACCCCUUCCCAUUGUCUUGGUAUGAAUUAUGAGUACGAGGCUAUCAGUGGGUAAACAUAUCCAUGUAGAUAUCAUAAUGUGCACACGCACAUUAUGGCAGAGAAGAAAACCAUCACAAGCCUAACAACACCUGUGGCGGAGGGGAGUGAAUGUGUUAGAGCCAACAUGGCCAUCCCCAGUGUAUCCCUCUCUGCGAAACAAUUAAGACAGUUUGGGAAGCAACUGAGAAGUGCAUGCUCCCCUUUGCUCGGUUAAACUGCAUGUGUGCAUAUAAUUUUUUAAAAGCUCAGUGAUAAUCCUUUAUGUCUGUUUAAUGCUUGACAGUUUGAAAGGGCUUUCAUCUAUCUGCUUUUAUUUAAUUCUUAGGGCCACCCUUACAGAAGGGUUUAUUGUUCCCAUUGCAUAAAUGAGGAACUUGGGGUUAUAUCUAACUUCGAAGUGGACGACGUGGGGGUUCCUCCUCUGCAGCUGGAGUCAUUUGGAGGAGCUGCCCAAGGCUCAAACACCACACUCAGUGAUGUCUGCUCUUCUGCAUCCCAGCCAUGUCAGGGCUUCCUUUGAGCUCUGGCAUCUACCUUGGGCCAUUUGGGGCCGGCAGCCCUUGGGCUCCCUUUCUUCUCAGUACGCACGUGCCUCUAAACUCAUUACCUUAUUCUCUAUUGAGACCUAACCUCUCAAUUUCAGAACUUGGCUUCUGGCACACAGUAGACCUUUCUAUCAAUCCUGAGAAAUCUGUGCUCAGGGCACGGAACACAGGCUUUACUAUCCACAUAAUCUUCUACAUCUUUUGUCUUCUGCCAAAACACAGCUUUCAAAAAACAAAAGAAGGAUCCCUUUCUUUGUUUUCUGGAUUUCUCUGAGUCCUCGCUUUCCCUAGCUACACUCUGGGCCUGGGGGCAGUGUGGGUCACUCUGCCAAGAAAGCUUCCCUCCUUUCGUGUGUCUUGACCCACUGGAAAAGGAGUCCACUUUGUCCACCCAACGGACAAACGGAGUUCCCAUGAGGACUUUAGAGGCUGCCCAGGUAACCAGCCCUCCGUGCAUGAGGUUCUGAGAGAAGAAGGAGGUCCUAGCUUACUUGGAAACACUGAGUAGAAGCAAUGUGAAUGCAGAAAACAGAGCUGUCACUGUGGGCAGCCAAUCGAAUGGACCGUCAAGGUGAAUUCAUAAGUUUCCCACUGUGGGUGCUGAAACUAUUCCCUGUUGUAGACCCAAGGCUGGGUGUCUAAAAUAUCCUCCAGGGCGCCUGGGUGGCUCAGUCGUUAAGCGUCUGCCUUCGGCUCAGGUCGUGAUCCCAGGGCCCUGGGAUGGAGCCCUCCAUCAGGCUCCCAGCUCCACGGGAAGCCUGCUUCUCCCUCUCCCUCUUCCACUCCCCCUGUGUCUCUGUGUCAAAUAAAUAAAUAAAAUCUUUAAAAAAAAAUAAAUAAAAUAAAUAAAAUAAAAUAUCCUCCAGUCUCAGAGUGCCUGGCUGGCUCAGUGGGAGGAGUGUGUGACCUUUGACCUCAGGGUUGUGGUCUCAAGCUCCAUGUUGAGUAUAGAGAUUACUAAAAAAUAAAUUUAAAAAAUAUCCUCUAGUCUCUCUCAUCUUAAAAAUAUUCCCCCGAGUCCCCAUUUCCUGUCUCAGUGCUGCUCCUUUGGUUCUCCCCCCUUCUCAAAAUCAAAUUUUGUGAUGAGUUGUCCACACUUACGUUCAUUUCUUCUCUUCAACUCAUUCAAAAUGGCUUUUUAAAAAAGAUUUUAUUUAUUUACCUAUUUAUUUGAGAGAGAGAGAAGGAGAGAGAGCAAGCCGGGGGUGGGGGAAGCAGAAGGAGAGGGACCAGCAGACUGCGCUGAGCAGGAGCCCAACCCGGGAGUUGAUCCAACAACGCCGAGACCGUGACCUGAGCCAAAACCCAGAGUCAGACGCUUGACUGAUUGAGCCCCCCAGGUGCCCUCAAAAUGGCUUUAUUCGGGGUCAUCAAUGACCUUGUCCACAAAUCGUAUCCAAUGGAUAUUUUUCAGUCUUUAUCUUGCCAAGCCUCUUAGCAGCGUUCAACAUACUCCCUCUACUCCCUCUUCGCAAUACUCUUCUUGGCCUAUCGGACACCACCGCUGUUUUCCACGUGUCUCUGACCAGCCUUUCUCUGUCCCCUCUCUCCCACUGCCCUCCCUUUAAGACGACGUUCCUCAGGACUCUGUCUUGGCCCCUUGCACACUUCCUGAGCAAGUCCGUCCAUUCCCGUGGCCUCAGUCUCCACCACCUCCCAAAGCUGUAUCAUUUGUUCAGUGUCCCCUUGACCUCCAGACUUCUGUGUCCAACCUCCUACUCAAGUCCAUGUCCCACAUCUCAAACUCAUUGUGAAUCAAAUUGAAUCAUCUUCUCCACGAACUCCUCUUCAUCCUGCGUUCCCUCCUAGGGAGAGGAGAGGCACCCCCAGUGCCACCAGCCAGUGGCUCAGGUCCCAAACCUGGUCAUCACUUUUGACAUGUUCUUCACAUCCUCAUCAGGGAGUUCUCUCAGAUCACUUCCAAAAUUUCUGUCUGACCAACCCUUUGUGUCCUACCCACCAUCAUAACCGUGGUAUAAGCCACUCUCCUUUCUCCUAGACAGCUGCGGUAGACUUUGAAUGGACCCUCCUCUUCCCGCUGCCAGAGGGAACUUUCUAAACCCAAAAUUGGAACACGCCACCCUCCCACUUAAGACCUUUUGAUGGUUUCCCAUUGCCCUCAGGAUGAAGUUCAAAGCCUCAACGGGGCCUUCAAGACCCUCCUUGCCUAACAGGUCAGCCUCAUCUCUUGCCAUUAGUCCGUCCAUGCUGCUCUCUGCUCAGCUGCCCUGAAUUGACUUCAGAGUAUCUCAAACACACCAGGCUCUCAUCUGCCGCUAGGAUCUUCCACAUGCUGUUUCUCUUCCUGGGACUCCUCUCUCCCACCUUCGCAGACCUAACCUCUCAAUUUCAAGUCCCAGCUAAAUGUCACCUCCUCGGUUGACCCUGAGCCAGGUUAGCACGCACUUUAGAAGACUCCUCACAGGUGUAAUUUG